GCCACAGAAAGGCUGUGAGAAGAGCGCCAUUGACAGAUUCGCCACCAACUCGACAAGAUGUCGUACUUCGCUUCGCUCUUCGGCAACGAGAUCCAGACCAAGGGCGGCGUGCUCCCGACGACGGAGGCGCUCGCCAACACCAAGGUCGUGGGCAUCUACUUCUCGGCCCACUGGUGCCCGCCCUGCCGCGCCUUCACGCCGCUUCUCUCGACCUUCUACGAGGACCUCGUCGAGGACCACGAGGACGUCGAGAUCGUCUUUGUCUCGUCCGACAAGGAAGAGGCCGGCUUUGACGAGUACUGGAGCCAGAUGACGUUCCCGGCGCUCCCGUACGCGCAGCGCGACAUCAAGGGCGAGCUCACGGAGAAGUUCAACGUCAAGUUCAUCCCGACGCUCGUCUUCGUCGACGCCGAAGGCAACGUGCUCUCGACCGAAGGCAAGAAGAUGGUCGAGUCGGCGCGCGGCAGCGUCGACUUCAUCCGCAAGGAGCUCGGCCUCUAGAUGACAGUCUCUAAUAUGAACCACUUGCAUUUACAUAGCUCA
Saprolegnia diclina VS20 is the source of this 543-nucleotide messenger RNA. RefSeq lists its product as hypothetical. The record is from RefSeq and is a predicted model, not a curated record. Bases 58 to 501 code for a protein of 147 amino acids. NCBI's taxonomy places the organism in Eukaryota, Oomycota, Saprolegniomycetes, Saprolegniales, Saprolegniaceae. The transcript has a single exon.